AUGCAACAACACGAAUUGUUAGUCAACGAAAUUGAAUCAACCGAUGGCCACCUUGGAACUGCUCUUAGGUCUGUGUACGAAGGACCAGAACCUGAAAAAUUUUUUGAUUGCUUGGAUUCUCGCAUAAUGACUCACAACAAGCAAAUCGAGCAGAUGUGUAACCAUCAUUACCAGGGCUUCAUUGAGUCUGUCCAUAGUUUACUGCAAGUCAGGAGUGAUGUUGACAAACUGAAAUUUGAGGUUGAGGUUGCGAACAAAGAACUUCAACUGUCUGGUCAGACCUUGAUAAAGAAAGGUGGAGAGUUAGUGAAAGAAAGGAAAACUCAGCAGAAUAUUGAAUCCUCUAUUGAUUUGCUAACCUACUGCCUGCCUGUUCUUGAAACAUAUGGCAAGCUUAAGAAACAGAUGGAAUCAAAAAGGUACUACCCCGCCUUGAAGACACUGGAGCAGCUUGAACACACCUACUUACCACGUCUUAGCAAGUUUCGAUUUGCACAGAUUAUGUGCGAUGGGAUUCCUAAAGUUAGGGAGAGCAUUAAGGAGGCCAGUAUGGCAGAGUUGAAAGAUUUUCUUGAAAGUAUUCGCAAACAUUCUGCAAGAAUUGGAGAAGUGGCAAUGAUUCAAGCAGCCAAAGAAAACGGGUUAGAUCCGAACAUCAUCAGCAGUCGCAGUCAGGGUGAUAAAAAGAGAAAGAAAAGAAUGGCCCCCACUCCACCGGGCGCGGGAAUGUUGGAGGAAGAUAAUGAUAGGCAUGGAGAGGAAGAUGCUGGCUUGAUGAUGAGGAAGAGAGUGCAACAAGAUACGCCCAUCGACAAUGAAGAUGGUUUAAGUGCACAGGAUUUGAUUGACUUUGCACCGGUUUACAGAUGCAUGCACAUAUAUUCCGUGCUUGGGAGCAAGGACACAUUUGAAUCUUAUUACAGAAAUCAGAGAAGAAAGCAAGGAAGACUGGCCCUUCAGCCGUCCGUUGCAAUGGCAAAUACGUUGGCUUGCUACAAGAACUAUUUCUUUGAGAUGGUUGGAUUCUUUGUAGUGGAGAACCACAUAUUGAAAACAACAUCAGGCCUCAUUAACCAGGGAUACAUUGACGAGUUCUGGGAAUCAGCAUUGGUUAAAGUCAUAGCUGUUCUAAGGAUGCACAUUGGGUCAUGUAUGGAUACUCAACUGCUUCUGCAAGUUAAAAACCUUCUCAUGGGGUAUGGUUAUGGUACAAGUCAGUUAUUUGAACUUCUCUUGGAAGUUAGAGACCAGUACAGUGAGAUAUUAAGGAAACAGUGGGUUGAUGUCUUCAAUUCAAUAUUCCUGACCGACAACUACACUCCAAUGCUCGUUGAGAACAAGGAUCAGUAUGCAGCUGUCAUCGAGUCCUAUCCUUAUAAAAAUCCUGCGCUUGAAAGGGAACCGUUCCCAAAGAGGUUUCCAUUCUCGCAAUUCGUACCAGCGAUUUUUACUGAGGUGAAGAGGUACAUAAGCGCCUGUCUUGAAUUCUCUGAAGAUUUGAACAUCAGUCGAACGGAGAUAGAUGACACGAUUAGAAAAUUUGCAAACACGUUGCUAACAAGAACAUUGGGUGGCUGUUUGGCUAUCCUUAUCAAAAAACCGUAUCUCACACUUCCCCAGCUGAUACAGAUAUCAAUUAACAUGGAACAUCUAGAUCAAAGCUGUGUGUACCUGGAAGAUUUUAUUCGGCAACUGUCUGGAGCACACUAUGACAAGAACAGAGUUUCCAGACUGCAUGGACAGUCAAUGUUUAAAAGUGCCAAGAGUGAGGCAGAGGAAGAGAUUUAUAAACAAAUUGAUUUGAAGGUUGAUGAAUUCUUUGAAUUAGCCUCGUAUGAUUGGACCAGCACGGACCACGUGAUCCAACCAAGUGGCUUCAUAAUUGACAUGGUUGCUUUUCUCAAUGGAAUCUUUCAAUCUUUCACUAAUCUUCCAGAGAAAGUUGCCCAAACAGCCUGCAUGUCCGCUUGCAAGCACAUAUCUGAAUCCCUGAUGGCGUUGUUAAAGGAUGAUGAUGUGAAGAUCGUCUCGGAAAAUAUUUUUCAACAACUGAGCUUCGAUUUAAAAGAGUGUGAAAAUUUUGCAAUGGGUACACGAAUAAGUGGUUUAGAUGGUAACACAUUCAAGAUGGCAUUUGAAGAACUCAGACAGCUGUUAAACCUUUUUAUAACCGAGGAAUGGACAAUAUAUUUUGCUGAUUAUGGUAAGCCGUCGCAUAAGUAUUUAAGAGUUCAACCUGCUGUUUGUGUUAAACUACUAGAAAAAUUGAAAGAAGGCGAGAAAAAGAAAUUAAAUCUGUUCAGCUCAUUUAAGAAGAAUGAAAGGGACAAAAAGAAAUUUCUGGACACCAUCCUCAAACAAUUGAGAUCAUUGAUCAGUGAACAGCAACACUUGUAA
Messenger RNA from Helobdella robusta, 2397 nucleotides. RefSeq lists its product as hypothetical. Gene Ontology annotation, cellular component: exocyst; membrane. The transcript is spliced from 23 exons. The record is from RefSeq and is a predicted model, not a curated record. The coding region runs from base 1 to 2397 and encodes 798 amino acids. NCBI's taxonomy places the organism in Eukaryota, Metazoa, Annelida, Clitellata, Rhynchobdellida, Glossiphoniidae. Gene Ontology annotation, biological process: intracellular protein transport; exocytosis; Golgi to plasma membrane transport.